CCAUUUAAUUCACAACAAUAAGCUUUACCACCACGAUCAAUUUUCCUUCCCUUCUUUCAUAUACAUAAUCUUAAAAUGUCACCUCAUCUCCCAGCCCCAUCACCACUCUUCCGCCUCCUCACACCUCUCCUCCAAUCCUUCAGAUCCACCACCCUCCCCUCAAUUAGCUCAACAUCACCCCUCAGAACCUUCACUAGCUCUCCGUCUCUACAUAAAAAGAACCCUAAUAGCAAAACCGACCCUCGAGUAACUCUCAUCCGCUACCAUCUCCAACAUCCCAAGACUCCUCGCCCACUGCGUUUUUCACGUACGCGUGCGUUGAGACAUUGGACUAUUCAUCGAGCAUGGAUGAUAUUGAGGCGGAAGCAGAGGACUGAGGAGGAGGGAGAAUUAUAUAGGUAUGUUUUACCCAGUCUAGCAAAGAUUUAUUUUGCAGUUUUCUUAUUUUCUACAAUCCAAUUCCUUAUUUUUCUUUUCCAACUCGAAACUCAAAAAUUUAUUCAAUAUGAUGAAAUAUUCCGGAUGUUAAACACAUUAUACUCCGAGAGCGCAAAACCCAUGUGGAGAUUUCCGUUGCCUUCCUUCUGAUUGUCUAUUCCCAAUUCAAGCCUUGCUAGGCCUUGUCUUCAACUUACCUAUCUAUUUCUCAUGAUAUCUUCCCUCAAAACACUAACACCGAGUUUUCACCAGACUUCACCAAUCAAUGCACAACGCCAUGGAAGACCUCCGGCUACUCGAAGGCGCUGGCCAAAAAGAAGCCGGCAGACUAUACCGCGUAGCACUCGAGAAGAAAGGAAUUUUCGGAAAAGAUGGAGUUCCAAUUGAGUACGCAAGGGCACAAACCGAUACGCCAGCGAAAGAACCAUGGAAUCAUGGAUGGACUAGGGGAGAAGAGUAGGCUGAUAUAAGAUAUAUGACAAAAAUAGCAUUGCAAAGGUAAGCAACUGAGCACGCGCAUUUUUUUGUUUUGGUAUUGGUGGAGAGUAAUAUGAUGAUAUACCUUAUUCACAGACCUGUUCUGUAAUCUUCUAUGUGGACAAAAAAAGUACCAACUGCUGUCUGAUUUCUCUUUUAUCUACUAUUAUGUUUCUGGGAUUGGUAGUGGCGCAUUUUGCUAACAACUUACUAGGGUUUGUACAGUAAAUAUGGAGGAGAAUUUUGAGAGAUAAAUUUCAUGCAAGAGAACAUGCACUAUAGUAUACUAAGUAGUUACUUACGAUGAACUUGUUUAACGACACAAGGGUUAAACAUGAUUCGGGUCCAAAAACCCGAUGCACUUCAGACAUGCUAUAUGACGGGACUGAAGUUGGGAGCUAGAACCAACGAUCAUAAUCGCGCCAAGUAAGCGCCGUGAAAGACGGAGAAGGACGUCGUUCAUUAAGUCUGUACGAGGUUGCGGAAGAAAAGGUCAAUUCAUGUAGUAAUCAGGCCACAACCACAAGCCCGCAUCAGACGGCAUCUGCUAUGUAAUCCUAUGCACAAAGUCAUUGUCUUUCCGUCUCCGUAUCUCCAUUUCUCAAAUAUGCAUCGCGUCGCCAUUCAAUAUCCAUGUAAAAGUCCAUCCAUAACCAUAUAACCACCCCAACUAGAACCAUUAAAAACCCAACGCUAAUCUGCAAUACAAGCAAGUGCACCAACGCAUUCCCAUCCACAAACAACAUCAAAUUAUCUCUCUGGCUAUUCCUUCCUAAAGGGACGUCCCAAGCCAAACCUCCUCCCCAUCUUGUUCCAAGCCUUUUUCCUCGUGACUUCCGGGGUUUAUGUAAAUGAAAUCCCAAAUGAGAGGAGUAGGAGAUCAAAAACAAAUACAAGACUAAGGGAACCGAA
Messenger RNA from Sclerotinia trifoliorum, 1827 nucleotides. Lineage: Eukaryota; Fungi; Ascomycota; Leotiomycetes; Helotiales; Sclerotiniaceae. The record is from the annotation of a GenBank genome assembly.